Fusarium pseudograminearum CS3096 is the source of this 579-nucleotide messenger RNA. RefSeq lists its product as uncharacterized. The coding region runs from base 1 to 579 and encodes 192 amino acids. NCBI's taxonomy places the organism in Eukaryota, Fungi, Ascomycota, Sordariomycetes, Hypocreales, Nectriaceae. The transcript has 3 exons. The record is from RefSeq and is a predicted model, not a curated record.
AUGGCUUCCGCUAUGACCUUCCCCCAGCAGCAGCAGCAGAGCCUGCCCAUCCAGACCACCAACUCUGGCGCCUCUGUUGACAACAACCUCCUCGCUGCCUUGGCCCAGUACGUCACUACUGGUGCUCACGCUCGCAGCACCACCGAGCAGGAGAUCCAGGACCUCGCUCAAGAUGCCAUCUCCAAGCCCGGCGGCCGUGCUCACCUUGAAGCUCUGAUUAGCUACGACUGCCCUGAUCACCAGGUCUGGAAGAACCAGGCUUCUGCUGAUGGUACCAUCACCAUCACCAAGACCAACCUCACCGUCAGCCUCGGAGUUAGCACUCUUGAGCUGAACUUUGAGGCUAGUGGUGCGGGUUUCUUUGUGCCCUACAGUGGCUCUCUCAACGUUGGCACUCUCUUCUACAACGAGUUUGCUCAGCUCGCCCCCGGCAAUGCCACCUUCAAGCUCUACGUGUCUGGACUCGAUUUCUAUGUCAGCAUCUACCGCAACCAGGUCUACAUUGGCAAUUUCCACUUCACCAACAUCACCUUUGUCUUCCCCCCUGGUGGUGUCAACCUGAACGGCAAGAUCAUCUAA